AUCUGUGAUACUUUGCUGCUCAGCCUGUUGAUGUGUUUACUAUAAUGGCAGAUGCAAUGGACUUGAUGAAUUGUUCAAUUUGCCUGGAUCUACUGAAAGAUCCGGUGGCUAUUCCCUGUGGACACAACUACUGUAUGGGCUGUAUUGAGGACUGCUGGAAUCAGGGUGAUCUUAACGGUGUCUACAGCUGCCCAAACUGCAGAAAGACCUUUACCCCGAGGCCUGUUCUGAACAAAAAUACUCUACUGGUUGAAUUGGUGGAGAAACUGAAGAAUACAGGACUACAUGCUGCUUUAGCUGCUCACUGUUAUGCUGAACCUGGAGAUGUGGAGUGUGAUUUCUGCAUUGGGAGAAAACUCAAAUCUGUGAAAUUCUGUCUGGUGUGUCUGGCCUCUUACUGCGAGACUCAUCUACAGCCUCAUUAUGAAGUAGCUCCAUUAAAGAAGCACAAGCUGGUCAAAGCAUCCACACAACUCCAUGAGAUGAUCUGCUCUCAUCAUGACAAACUGCUGGAGGUUUACUGCCGUACAGAUCAGCAGUGUAUCUGUUAUCUUUGUACAGUGGAUGAACAUAAAGGCCAUGAUACAGUGUCAGCUGCAGCAGAAAGAAAUGAAAAACAGAAACAGUUGGAUGAGAAACAGCAGAUAUUAAAGCAGAGAAUCCAGAAGACGGAGAUGGGGGUGUUGGAGGCGAGACAGUCUAUACAGUUUGUCAAGAGCUCUGCACAGGCAGCAGUGGAGGACAGUGAGAGGAUCUUUCCUGAGCUUAUCCGCUCCAUUGAGAGAAGGAGCUCUAAGGUGAAGCAGCUGAUCAAAGCCAAGGAGAUGGCUGAAGUGAGUCGAACUGAAGGACACCUGAAGCAACUGGAGGAGGAGGUGGUUGAGCUAAGGAGGAAAGACGCUGAGCUGGAGCAGCUCUCACACACAGAGGAUCACAUCCAUUUCCUCAAGAGUUUCCAGUCUUUCUCUGUCCCGCCGGGAAUUGAGGGCUUACCCAGCACUUUUAACCCUCAUGUCUCCAUUGAGGAUGUCAAGAAGUCCCUCUCUGAACUACAAGACCGAAUGGAGAAUGUAUUCAAUGAGGAAAUGGUAAAGAUAUCUAGAAAAGUUGGAUAUGCCUUUCAUUUAGCCAGUAGCCCAAUGAGGAAAAUCCUCUUCUGCUUUGGAGAAUGCACCCCUGGCUUCAGCUUCCAACCAGUUAUCAGUCCCUCCAAGUCCCCGGCCAAGCUGAACCGGAUCAGGGUGUCUGUGGACGAGGACCAGGACGUGACUCAAGACAAACAGGCUACUAAAACCAAAGUCUUUACUGGUGGGUCAGCUUCAGUGGGAGGAUUUACUUUUAGAUUUGGGGCCGACUCUCAGCCCACCACCAACCCUCCCAUCCCUGAGUCUGGCUACUUCAUCAAGCCCUUCAUCGUACCUGUCCAACCAGCUAAGAGCAUUGGGCGAAAGCCUGUGGACUUUGGGAAGAUGUCUUUUGGCCAGCCAAUCCCUGCUGAGCCUCCUAAAGUGCUUAGCUUUGGUGCUGGAAUAGUCGCCCAGUCCACUCCAUCAUCCGCUGCCUUUAAAUUCAACUCCAACUUUAAAUCCAAUGACGGGGACUUCACCUUCAAGUCCAAAAACAAUGAGAGCCUGUUAGGUCUUCUGACGUCAGACAUUCCCACCAAAUCAGAGGACCCCUCAGAGGGGAAGCCCCAAUAUCCUCCUAGCCUGGGAGGGAUACUUACCUUUGGCACUAAAAGCGCUCUUGGGUUCUCCUUUAAUGACUCAAUCCAGAUCCAGGACAAACCAAACCUGUUUGGAAAAUUUGACCAGCCAUUUAGUUUCACUGAUGUAACCACGCCGGUAUUUGGGCUGGCAAACACAGCAGUGGAGGAGAAGGGAGCCGAGAGCAAUAACGACAGCACUCAUGUGGAGGAGGACAAGAAUGGGCCUCACUUUGAGCCUAUUGUGCCCCUCCCUGACAAAGUAGACGUGAAGACUGGAGAGGAGGAAGAGAAGGAGAUGUUCUGUAACAGGGCCAAGCUGUUCAGAUUCGAUGCGGAGACAAAAGAGUGGAAAGAGAGAGGUAUCGGCUUAGUCAAAAUCCUAAAGCACAAUACAUCAGGGAAAGUGCGUCUACUGAUGAGGAGGGAGAAGGUUCUAAAGGUCUGUGCUAACCACUACAUCACGCCAGAUAUGCUCCUGAAACCAAAUGCUGGAUCUGACAAGUCCUGGGUCUGGAAUGCCGUUAAUUAUGCGGAUGAGGAACCAAGGCCUGAGCAACUGGCCAUCCGGUUCAAAACGGAAGACGAGGCAUUGCUCUUCAAGACAAAGUUUGAAGAGGCUCAGAAGAUCGUUCCCAAAUCUCCAGAAAAGCAGCAAGAUCAGUCAUGUAGGGAAAAAAAAUAUCCUAAACACUCUGCCCCAGAGGCGACAAACUUUGGUGCCCAGUUUGCAAAGAAGUACGGGGAGUGGGACUGCAAUGUGUGCUGUGUAAGAAAUGCAGCUAAAGUUAUGCAGUGUGUUGUCUGCCAGACUGCCAACCCUAAUGCCCCAUCAAAGCUGGACAGCGCACCGGCUACUGACAUCAAAGGCUUUACUAGUGGGGCAGCUUCAGUGGGAGGAUUUACUUUUGGAUUUGGAGCUGACUCGUCAAAAGACACCAGCAGCGCAGGAUCUAUUGGAAAAGGAUUUGGGUCUUUUGGAGCUCAUAUACCCUCCUCCUUUACGUUUGGAACCAGUGGCACCACUUAUAUACCUGCUGCUGGUUUUGGUGCCCAGUUUGGAAAGAGGCAAGAAACCACAAAAGUAUCAGCAGAAUCAAAGCCCUCAACCAUGCCAUUUGGCUCUGGAUUUGGUGUGCAGUUCGGCAUAAAUCCAGGGCAGUGGGACUGCGAUACAUGCACUUUAAGAAAUGAGGCAUUUGCAAACAGAUGUCUCUCUUGUCAAACUCCUAACCCUUCAGGAAAACCUGCUGCUGGUGCCCCAGCUUUGGCAACCCUCUCAAUUGGGUCUGGAUUUGGUGCACAGUUUGGCAAAAAACCAGGGCAGUGGGAGUGUGACACGUGUCUUGUUAGAAAUGAGGAGUCUGCUAGCAGUUGUGUUUCUUGUCAAACUCCAAACUCUGUAGCCAAAACAGAUGUAGAUGAAGCAGCAGAAUCAAAGCCCUCAACCAUGCCAUUUGGUGCCCCGGCUUUGGCAACCCUCUCAACUGGGUCUGAAUUUGGUGCCCAAUUCAGCAAAAAGCUAGGGCAAUGGGACUGUGAUACAUGCGUUGUAAGAAAUGAGGCUUCUUCAAGCAGUUGUGUUUCUUGUCAAACUCCUAACCCUUCAGCAAAAUCAACAGUAGAGGUAGCACCAACAACAGAGCCAACAGUGUCAGACUUUGGUGCUGCUUUUUCAAGGAAGGAUGGACAAUGGGACUGUGACACCUGUCUAGUGAGGAAUGAUGCAUCUGCCUCUAAGUGUGUUUCCUGCCAGACACCCAACCCCAAUGCUAGCAGCUCCUCUCUUAGGGCCAUGUUUGCCAGGCAGGAGAGACAGUGGGACUGUGACACAUGUCUAGUCAGAAACAACGACUCUGCUAGUCAAUGUGUCUCCUGUCAGAUGCCCAAUCCCAAUUUUAAGAGCAUAGCCACAGCCGCCACUUCCAGCUCAUCCUUCAGCUUUAACUUCGGGAGUCGGACUGCCUCUACUCAACCCACAGGCACUGGGUUUAAAGCGAACUUCAAGGGUGACAGCUCUUUGCAGUUUGGCACAGGCAAAGUUGAUAAAAGUUCCCCUGCAUCCUUCAAGUUUGAGACCCCUCCUCAGGCUGAAAGCAGUACCCCCAGUGCUGCAGGCUUCUCUUUCACCAUGCCCAUCCCAGCAGGUGGCUUUAAGUUUGGCACUCAGGAAACUGCAAAGGAAACCCUACCAGCUGAAACUCAGACCCCUGCUUCAGGGUCUGCGUCAAUGUUCCUGAAGAAUAUCGCAGAGCAGCACAGAGAGAAGGAAUUUGGUGUCAGUGUAUAUGCAUCAGUGCUGUCAGUGGACAAGACGGGUCAGGAUGAAAAUCCCCUCUUCAUUGGCAAACCCAACGACUUCAGUUUUGCAGACUUGGCUAAAAACUCACAAGGAGACUUCCAGUUUGGUCAGACUGACUCCAAUUUCAAAGGCUUCACCCGCGCUGGUGAGCAGCUGUUCACAUCCCUUCAGUCAAACCAGAGGGCAGACACCUCAGCUGACCAGGAUGAAGAGGGCAUAUACAAGACAGAGGAUAUUGACGAUAUCCAGUUUGAGCCUGUGGUCCAGAUGCCAGAGAAAGUGGACCUGGUCACAGGAGAAGAGGACGAACAGGCUCUCUACUCUCAGAGAGUGAAGCUCUUCAGGUUUGAUGGAGACAUCAGCCAGUGGAAGAAGAGGGGCGUUGGGGUCCUCAAGUUCCUGAAGAACGCCACCAAUGGCAGGCUCAGGGUGCUGAUGAGGAGAGAGCAGGUCCUGAAGGUGUGUGCCAACCACUGGAUCACCACCACCAUGAACCUGAAGCCCUUGGCUGGCUCCGACAAGGCCUGGAUGUGGCUGGCUAAUGACUUCUCUGAUGGAGAUGCCAGACUGGAGCAACUCGCUGCCAAGUUUAAAACCCCUGAGCUGGCUGAAGAGUUCAAGCUGAAGUUUGAGGAGUGUCAGAGGCUCCUGUUAGACAUCCCACUGCAGACUCCUCACAAGCUUGUUGACACAGGCAGAACUGCACAUCUCAUCCAGAAGGCAGAGGAGAUGAAGUCCGGCCUGAAAGAUCUUAAAUCUUUCCUGACCGAUGACAAAACCAAGAUCAAGGAUGACGACAGCCAUGCUAACAUCACGACAGCCAGUAACACCUCUGGUCUGAAUAUCAAGCCCCACGCAGAGAACACUGGCCCUACCUUAGAAUGGGACAACUAUGACCUGAGAGAGGAGGCUCUGGACGACAGUGCUGACACCUCUGUCUACGCCUUACCCCUGGAAAGCAGCCCAAUCAGGAAGAACCUCUUCUGCUUUGGAGAAUCCACAGAGGGCUUCAACUUCAGCUUCCAGCCUGUCGUCAGUCCCGCCAAGUCGCUGGCCAAGAUGAACCAGAGCGGGGUGUCUGCGGACGAGGAGCAGGACAUUAGCCAGGAGGAGGAGCGGGACGGCCUGUACUUUGAGCCUGUGGUUCCCCUGCCAGAUCUGGUGGAGAUCUCCACUGGAGAGGAGAAUGAAAACGUGUGUUUCAGCCACAGGGCAAAGCUGUAUCGCUAUGACAAAGACCUGAACCAGUGGAAGGAGAGAGGCAUCGGAGACCUCAAGAUACUGCAGAACUGCGAUACCAAACGAGUCAGACUCAUCAUGAGGAGAGACCAAGUCCUGAAAAUCUGCGCCAACCAUUGGGUCACAUCUUCUAUGAAGUUGGAGCCCAUGAAGGGUGCUGAGAAGGCAUGGGUCUGGAGCGCUAUUGACUUUGCCGAGGUAACUAAGGGAAAUGUUGAGCAGUUAGCUGUGAGAUUCAAACUGAAGGAUGUGGCUAACUCCUUCAGAGAUAUAUUUGACCAGGCUAAAACUGCCCAAGAGAAUGAGAUUCUGGUCACUCCAAUCGCCUCCAGUGAGACCUUUACUCAGGAGGAAGCAAUAGCGACGGGGACAACCGUGUGUGGACGAGCUGCUGUGGCCAUCCUGGAGGAGACCACCACAGAACGGACGGAGCUGUAUCAUGAGACUUUACACACCCCUGACUGUAAGUCCUCCACCGGUACUCCACAUAGCCCUCUCAACCUCUCCAGGAUGGUGAUGUCCCCACCCAAGUUCCUCUUUGGAACAGACUCUCUCCAAAAGUUUUACGGCAGCAGCCCACCGUCAUCCAAGGAGGAUAGUUCUCCAGAGAGCUCCAAGGUUAAAGACAGCAGUCGGACCUCCCAGCCUUUAACUGCAUUCAAAAUCUCAGAAAAGGAUGAGGACUUUGAGACAGCAGUUAAAGCCCUGAAUGGAAAACUGUACCGGGAUCCUCCUGAGAGAGAGGCUGCAAGUGCAGGUUCUGCAGGCCAGGCCGAGGCAGGUGUUGAAGGUCUGGACCCGGAGGUUGAGGUUUUAUGGGAGAAGAGGCCAACUCCAGAGGAGGAACAGAAAGCCAGGAACCUGCAGCUGCCUUCAACCUUCUUCUGUGGUGUAGGCAGCGACAGCGAGGCAGAGAAGGACAAGCCAGAGGACUUUGAGACAGAGUUCCGCAAAGCACAGGAGGCUCUGGAUGCUGAGAGAAGCUCAGACCCUGUUUCAUCUGAGGAUGUGUCCUCCAGCACCUGCGAUUCAGUGCCAGAACAACAGGUCCCAGACCAGUACCCCAGCAGCCAGGAACAGGCUUCAGAUCAGUCUGGGGCAGAAGUCCAGUCCACUACAGCAGAAGAACAGGUCUCAGAUAAGUCCUUAACCAUACAGGAGGCUGAAAUCCCAACCCCAGGUAGCCAGGAACAAGCCACAGAACAGUCGGUUACCAUCCAGGAGGCAGAAGUCCAGUCUUCUACAGCAGAGGAACAUGUCCCAGAUCAGUCCUUAACCAUACAGGAGGCUGAAAUCCCAACCCCAGGUAGCCAGGAACAAGCCACAGAACAGUCGGUUUCCAUCCAGGAUGCUGACAUCCAGUCCUCUACAGCAGAAGAACAGGUCUCAGUUCAGUCAUUAACCAUUCAGGAGGCAGAGGUCCAGUCCUCUACAAAGGAGCAGCAGACUCCAGAUCAGUCAGACUCCACUUCAACACCAUCGCAGACUGCCGUCUCCCGCAGCAGGGAGCAGGCUACAACUCCAAACCCUUCAGAAAAACCUGCUGCUAGUGCCCCAGCUUUGGUAACCCCCUCAUUUGGUUUUGGAUUUGGUGCACAGUUUGGCAAAAAGCCAGGGCAGUGGGAGUGUGACAUGUGUCUUGUUAGAAAUGAGGAGUCUGCAAGCAGUUGUGUUUCUUGUCAAACUCUAAACCCUGCUGCCAGCAGCGGGGAACAGGUUCCAGAUCAGUCAGACUCUACUCCUGCAGCUACCAGCAGCAGCCCUAUAGACCUGUCUGCCAAGAAGACCUCUGAGCCAGACUCCAAUACUACAUUUACUACAACCACUACUCAGGAUGCUCCUAACUCAUUUGGCUCAUUGGGCUUCAGUGCUCUAGGAGGGGAAGGAUUCUCCUUUGCUGAUCUGCCACAGAACACUGGGGGGGAAUUUGCCUUUGGAAAACAAGAUUCCAACUUCUCGUGGGCGAACGCCGGGGCUACGUUGUUUGGAGCUGCAGACCCAGCCAAAGCUGACGGAGGGGAGGAGGAGUGUGAUGAAGGGGACACUAAUAAUGUGGGCAUUGACUUUGAACCCAUAGUCUCUCUACCAGAGGUGGAGACUAAGUCAGGGGAGGAGGAUGAGGAGAUCCUGUUUAAGGAGCGUACCAAGCUGUACCGCUGGGAGAGAGACCUGGGCCAGUGGAAGGAGAGGGGUGUGGGAGACAUCAAGAUCCUCUUCCACCCCGAUAAGAGGUUCUACCGGGUGCUGAUGAGGAGGGAGCAGGUGCUGAAGGUCUGUGCCAAUCACACCAUCUGUCAGAGCAUGGAGCUCAAACCCAUGAACACCUCUAACCAAGCCCUAGUCUGGACAGCUACUGACUUUUCAGAGGGUGAGGGUAAGGUGGAACAGUUGGCAGCCAAGUUUAAGACCGCGGAGCUGGCCGAGAGUUUCAGGAAGGUCUUCUGUGAGUGUCAGAGUCGAAUGAGCCAAUCAGAGGCCUCCACCCUCUCCUCCCCCCAGCUGUCCAGGGUACAGGAACAUUCCAGAGACACCAAUCCCCAGGUGUACCUCUCUAUCUCCGCUGACGACGAGCCCCUGGGAACGGUCACCAUAGAACUGUUCUCUCACAUCGUCCCCAAGACAGCUGAGAACUUCAGAGCUCUGUGUACAGGACAGAAAGGCUUCGGGCUGCGCAACACUGUCUUCCACAGGGUCGUACCCGACUUCAUGUGUCAGGGUGGAGACAUCACCAACCAGGAUGGGACAGGAGGGAAAUCCAUCUACGGGCACAAGUUUGAGGAUGAGAAUUUUGACGUGCGCCACACAGGCCCAGGGCUGCUGUCCAUGGCCAACCACGGCCGAGACACCAACAACUCCCAGUUCUUCAUCACUUUGAAGAAGGCUGAGAACUUGGACUUCAAACAUGUGGCCUUUGGCUUCGUCAGAGAGGGCAUAGAUGUUGUUCGCAGCAUGGGAAAGCUGGGCACCAAGACUGGCCAACCCAGCAAGAAGAUUGUCAUCACCGAAUGUGGACAACUGUAGAGCUUCGUUCUGUUCACUGACUGUUGACAUCUCAACUGUAGAGCUGAGAUCUGGUCACUGACUGUUGACAUCUCAACUGUAGGGCUGAGAUCUGGUCACUGACUAUUGACAUCUCAACUGUAGAGCUUCGUUCUGGUCACUGACUGUUGACAACUCAACUGUAGAGCUUCGUUCUGGUCACUGACAUUGGACAUCUCAACUGUAGGGCUGAGAUCUGGUCACUGACUGUUGACAUCUCAACUGUAGGGCUGAGAUCUGGUCACUGACUGUUGACAUCUCAACUGUAGAGCUUCGCUCUGUUCACUGACAUUGGACAUCACAACUGUAGGGCUGAGAUCUGGUCACUGACUGGACGUCUAUCGGCCUUCGCUCUGGCCAUGGACUGGACAGUGAUAGGUUUUCAAACUGUGGAGUGGACAACUAUAGUAGGAAAAUCUCAAAUGAGACCCUAUACCUCAUGUAAUGUGAAACAUGUUUUUUUUUUUUACCAGAGCCCAUGUGGAGUGCACUAAGGGUUCUGGUAGUGUACUACAGGGGAAAUAGCGUGUCAUUUGAGACAGAGAUGGUCUACUUUUCAUAAGUGUUAACCCACCCUGAAGGUAGCAUGUGACUGUGUGAAUCCCCAGUCUGUAUUUUUGUGUAUAAUGCACAUUCACUUUUCAUGUGUUCCAAUAAGAGUUGAAAACGCUGGUUCCUUCAUAAGCUCCCUAACUUGAUUGUUUUGCAUAAUUAAGCCUUCAUUGAGAUUAACAAGAAACCUUGUUUAAGAACCAACCUCUGUUCAUUUGAACGAUUUUCCUCUCUCCUGCUCCCUGUGAAUACUUUUAGGUGUGGUGGUGUGUUUUUGUGUAUACAUUGAUUUCAUAAUGUACAAAUCAUUGAGACGAACCUUGUUCAUCUUAAACUCCGAAAGUAGGAAUAUGAUGAACUAUAACCUGCUGUGUGACACUUUGGGAGAGGGAUGACAUAAUAUCUUAUGGUUGUGGAAGAACCUUCUAUGGUAUUCUGUUGACAAAUAUCACUUGGAGUUGAAACAAUUCUUAUGGUCAAUAUAUAAAUGAUGCUGGAGAAUGUCUUUAGAAAUAAAGUUGCUUUAUACUGAUAA
Molecule: messenger RNA, 9372 nt
Organism: Oncorhynchus mykiss (rainbow trout)
Lineage: Eukaryota; Metazoa; Chordata; Actinopteri; Salmoniformes; Salmonidae
Product: E3 SUMO-protein ligase RanBP2
Biological process (GO): protein peptidyl-prolyl isomerization; NLS-bearing protein import into nucleus
Cellular component (GO): cytoplasm; nuclear pore
Molecular function (GO): zinc ion binding; GTPase activator activity; peptidyl-prolyl cis-trans isomerase activity
Source: RefSeq, a predicted model, not a curated record